UCACUGCAAAAUGGUUGACGUGCCUUUGACCGUGUCGUACGGUGGGAUGGCGAUGCGAGACUCCGUUUUGUCGUAUUGCUGAAAAACAAGCUAGCUGCAUUGUUCGCGACAACGCUCGUGAUGCAACAAUAAAUGGCUGUUCCGGGAUAAUUGCAUUUUUGUUUUGUGCGAAGUCUUUGGGAAGAGUGAAAACCGCCGUGAAGUGCGUGCUGUUGAUAUUGAAGACUGUUUAGAAAACACUCGGAGAAGCGAUGGAAAAGCGGCAAGAGGUGCUCGCUCCGUUUUCUUCCGACGAAUGUCCGAAUAGCGGCGAAGACAGCGAGGAAGAUGUAAUAACCGAUUACCUUGGCUCGUCGCACUCCGAAUGCGAUCGUGUGUUGCCUAUUAUUAAUGGGGAUCUGCGCGGCCUGAAUCUGCACGGCGCCAUAGUUGUCACGGACACCGGCUACAACACCAAAGACAAUACCGACAAAACUUCAAUUACCAUGUCCGUGGGCGGUGACGAACAUCAUCAUCGACAGCAGCAACAACACCAGCAACACUCGUUGCUCACGCUCGGCACGACCGUACAAACCCAGCCUAAUCCUCUGCCCAUCAUUAGCAUCACACCGCAUUCGCCUGGUGUGACCAAGAAUUAUCCUGUUUUAGAGGAAAACUUGCAGCAAUUGCAUGAAAUCCAUGACUGCAUCCAACGUAUGCGAGACUUGACGUUGGGCACUCUGGGAUUCCACAAUCGCGCUUCCAAUAACGAAGCUCUGCAGAGAUUGACUUCCUCAUGCCCGUCUCUGUGCCCGUUGGCGGAAGGCGAUCUCGCGUCUCGUCCCGGCAAUCACGACACAGGCUCUGAUCCGGAUCUCAUCCUCGCCACUUGUUCUACCAACAGUUCCCCGACGCAUCUUCCGUCGGCAAGCCACGCGCAACAAUUAGCGCAGGGUAUAGACAGAAGACGCAGCUGGACCGGAGAUAUAGAGGAUCUGGAGAGCAAUCGGCGCGGUCGUCGACGAUUCUCCGGGCAGAAUCAUCUGCUCCAGGCCCAAAACAUGCGACAACGCAGCAUUAGUUUAAGUAGCUUAGACAGCGAGAACGAGCUAGAAUUAGAUGGGAAACCGUGUACCGGAUCUGUAAGCAAUCGCGCAUGCAGGUCGCAAACGAGCACACAUUCGCUAAACGAAGCUGAUCUUGUACAGAGCGAAUAUCAGAAGAUAGUUCCAAAGAGGAGUAGUCAGAGAUUAGCAGAAAGUAGCAGUUUAAUGCCGGGAUUGACUGGUUCGCGUUUACCUCUUCAAAAGUCCGUAUCGACGCCUUCAAUUGUUACACCGCAGGUUGCGCAUUUAGCUGAGACCGGGACCCGAACGACCCCGUCACUUGCAGCCCGUCUUGAAAGAAACGAAAAGGGUAGUGGGAGUGAAACAGAAACCGAAGAUCUUCAUACGACACACAGUCACGAGUUCCACGAGGACCGAGAGGGCACGCCGAGUGUUCAGAUAUCCCUUGACGAACUUUUAACUGAUGGUACUGCAUAUGACGAUCAGCACUCCGAGAAGACUAGAAGAAAGCGCGGUUCUAUUUUCUUCCGUAAGAAAAAGGAUAAAAGUGGAAAAAAAUCUAGUCAUCAGCAACAUCUGUGGGUAACGAUUGCGGUAGGGGUUCAGGGAAACUUACUGUGUGAUGUGUGUAUGAAACAGUUGACAAACAAAUCGUUUCUUCAUUGCGACAAUUGUGGAACGUCGGUUCAUCAAAGUCAGUGCUGUAAGGAUCAGUUGGUGCCGGAAUGCAUCAAGUCCAAACAUCACUCCGGUAAAUCAGCGACAAAAUCCUCAUCUAAUAUCUCUACAAUUUCGAGCAACAGCAGCGCCAACAAACGUGGCUCUACAACGUCGUUACCUCUUCCGGCAUCGUCCGGAAGUGGAAGGGAAAUUAACAGCUACAAGAAAACCGUGUCAAGCUACAGCCCUUGGCGGCGAGUCGCCACUAAACUUGGAGUCAAUCAAACAAUAACCGAAGAGAGAGAUGCCGAGGGAGGGCAGCAUCGUGACCUUCCUAGCGGGGAAGAAUUUGACUUUAGUGACGAUCAUCAGUUCACCGUGGCGGAUCUCGACGAGAUAGAUCCCGAGUUGGCAUUGGGAAAAGAGGAACCUGAUUCCUGGAGUUCCGCGAUCGGACGUAACGUUGCGCUGCGUCUUGUCGAUCACUCCGAGCGGGAGGUGAAAAGACAAGAGCACAUAUACGAGUUUGUUCUUACGGAGAAGCACCACUGCCUGGUGCUUCUUGCCAUGGAGAAGAUCUUCGUGGAUGGAUUGCGACGACACUUCCGUCUAGCCCAGCCGGAUCUCGAGCGUAUGUUUCCCCGACUGAAAGAUUUGAUCGACAUUCACUUGCGAUUUCUUCAAAAGCUGCGAAAGCGGCAGAAUGUCAAUCACGUGAUUCCUUCGAUCGCCGACAUUUUGAUCGAGCAAUUUUCGUGCGACAACGCGCAACGCAUGAAAAGCGCGUACGGCGAAUUUUGCAGCCGCCACCGGGACGCUGUCGAAACGUACAAAUAUUAUUUGCGAGAUCCUCGUUUCGCUCGUUUCGUUAAACAUUGUCAGACGAAUCCUUUGUUGAAAAAGAAGGGUAUACCGGAGUGUAUACUCUUCGUUACUCAACGUUUAACGAAGUAUCCAUUGCUGAUCGAGCCGCUCAUAAAAACCGGCAGUAAGCAAGACGAGAGUGAAGACUUACGUAAAGCACUGGGUCUUGUUAAAGAGAUCUUAGCCGAUGUAGACACUUGCGUAGCCGACAAAGAACGAGAAGACAGAAAGUUAGAAAUAUACAAUAAGAUCGACGCAAAGUCUUUCGCGACAUAUCGUGGUGCCAAAUUCAAAAAGUCAGACAUAAUCAACAGAGUGUUGAAGUUCGAAGGCACCGCAUACUUAAUGCAAGGUCGUAGCAAAAUGACUGCCAUUGUAGUGGUUGUUCUCUCGGACAUAUUAUUUUUCUUGGCCGAGAGGGAUCAGAAAUAUGCGUUCUUCGUGCCUGACAAUAAAGCCGGUAUAGUAUCGCUGCAGAAACUGCUGGUGCGCGAGAAAGCCCGUCAGGAAUCCAGCAUUUAUUUGAUAAGCAGCAAUCCAGCCGAACCGGAAAUGUUUGAGUUGAAGAUUCAAAGGCCAAAGGACAAACAGUUGUGGAUACAGGCUAUUCGAUCGGCGGUCGAAGCUUGUCCGCAGGAUCCGGAAAACGAGACCGACGCGUCAAAUGAAAACAGCAACGAAUUACGAGACACUAACUCCUCUUCGAUUUCGUUGGUCUCUGUUGAAGAAAAACAGCGCAUCGUCAAGGCUAAGGAGACACACAUACUUAGGCUCGUCGACGAAUUGCGAAAGAAAGACGCCGAACAAGCGUUGCUCUUUGAAGAAAAGAUCAACUUGCAAAUGCGUCUCCUACAAGCUGCAAAUAUUUGGAAUGGGAACGAGAGCGAUAACGAGAGACUUGAGAAACUUGAGAAAGAAGGUGCUGAUUAUACGCGAUUCGUACAUAACGAAGGAGAUGACACCACUCACAUAUGGCACGAGGUGUUCGUGGCCGUGCAAGAAGCAACGCGUCUCAUUAGCUCAUUGUCGGUUAGCGCGGGCGGCGCUACCUUGUCAAGAAGCUUGAGUUCCGCUGGCGAACGUCACACUGAAGCUUAUGUUCCGCCGUCUCUUUGCGUUCCUCGAAGAGCAGAAACGUUUGCCGGUUUCGAUCACAAUAAGGAGAGACACCCGUUUCGCGAUUCUAACGUGUUGCACGCUAUGUUUCCAAAACUCGAAUUGCCCAAAGAAAUUAUCGAGGAAAAAAAUUGCCAAGAAUUGGACAAGAAUCAUCAGGAGACAGCGCUACGAUUGUCCAAUCAUAUAUAUACGUUGCUCUGUAUAAUAAGUAGUCAGAUGACGACAAUCGAUAGCCUAUACGCGCAACUGACCGCGUGUAAGGAGGGCAAUACGAGCAGCAAGUCCUCCGGCACCCGACCGAAUACAAAUCGUCAGCUGGAGGAGCUGCGAAAUUUGCAAGAUCAACUUUGCCGGGAGAAGGCGGCGUUUCGUGCCGCAUCCCAACAAGAGAGAGCUCAAUUGGAGGAGGAACGAGCUCAACUGGCGCGCCAAAGGGAGCAAUUAGCUGCGGAACAACGGGAUGUAACGCAACAACGUGAUCAGUUGUACCGACGACUCGAGGCGUUAGAGCGACAAGGUGUCACAUUGGUCGGAAGCUCAACGACCGGCUCAACAACAAUUCACUUGUCUCAUAUAACGCAGAAUACUGAUACGAUGCAGCAAACCGCGCGCAACAAGACGCAACCACCUGACGUCAAGCGUAUUCCUUUGAACUUGAUCAGCGCGACGAAUCAGCAGAAAGUGCAGAGUAAUUUGCCGGUCAAGCAACAGCUGCCGCUAAAACUUGCUAGCGGGAGUAACAACAACACAAGAAGUGGUAGCGCUACAAGCAAUAAUAGUCCGGAUCGACACUCCAGAACAGGAAGCAGUCCGGCCAUUGUUACCGGGUCUGCGUACUCGUCACCGGAACUCGGGAACAGUCAUCAUCUCGGAACCGGCGGCAGCAAUCACACGCACUCUUCGAAUCGCUCGCUACGCAUCGCUCGUUCUCCUCCCGAUAUCUCGUAUACGCAGCAGCAGCAGCAACAGCAGCAGCAGCAGCAGCAGCAACAGCAACAGCAACAACGAAACGUGGAUUCGCAGCCACAGCAGCAGCAGCAACCGUUGGAGGAAGAGGUGAUUUUUUUCUGACGAAUCUUUCGAUUCGGUCGUAAGCACUCGUCGCGAUCGCGCGCGACUCCUACCGGCACGGCUACACCGUCUCCCACGCCAGCGCCAUCACCGCGCAAUCAACCGAAAAACAGCCAGCAGUCUCGCAAUCGCGUCAAAUCGUUUUGACUUUCGACGCGUUAAAUCUGUCGCGUUUAUAUGCAAUCUACAUUUUCAUUUGUCGCUCCGAGAACACAAUUUUCUCCUUACGUCCCGUAUCAUAAUCUUCUAUCAUUUUAUACAUAUCUUCCCUUUUUUUUUUUACCGUAUUGCUCAUACGCUCUUUUAUUGCAUUUAUUUUUCACUAUCGACUGUUUUAUACUUAUUGUUAGUGAGUUUAUUUCCUAAGACGAGAGAUCAUUUUUGACUCAAUGUAAUAAUGUUGCUCCCGACGCGUUUACAUCGUGACGAUACUAUACAUAUAGUUAAUAAGCGCGAGUAGGUUGGUAUCCUCCCGUAGUUAAAAAAAAGAAAAAAAAUAUAUAUAUUCAAAUUACAUUUUGAUUGCUCCAUGAUGCAAUAAGUAUUAUUAUGCCGAAUCUGACAAUUCUCUCUCAAAUUAACUUUGACGAGGAAAAUAUAUAUUCAGAAUGAAAUAUAAUUUCUAUGAAAAAUGAUUAAAAAAAAAAAAAGAGAUCAGGAAGAAAAAAAGAGAAGAAGAAAGUUAUUACUAGAGAGAAGCUUGAGGAGCAGCGGCCAUUGUAGUUUUUUACGACGUUUCUCGACUGCCGUUUUCAUCUACAAAAGUGGAUGUGGGAAUCUGCGGAGCAACUUCUAUUUCCAAGCGUAAACGGCGCAAUUGUGUAAUCCGGUUUGAGUCCACAUUGCAUUUUCAAGCGUAUACAUACGUAAAUGUAUGUCAUUCGAUUUGAAUCCGUGCUACAUCUCUGCUUCUAUAAUAUCGAUAAGUAGCCACUCUCGGAUUGCUGUAAAUCUGCCAACACAAUUACAUUACUGAAACACAGUUUAACUUUUUCUACGACGGGAACUUAACCGCGGAGCUUUACGGACAGAUCUGCCGGCGAAAUGCGAAUUAACGAUAUUAGUAAAAAAAAAAAAAAAAAAAAUUGUAAAAACAUGUAACAAACAUUCCCGUACUGUAUCAAUGUUGCGUGUGGCUUUCGAUGCGAGAUUGAAAAGAAGGGAGCCGAUAUAGUGGUUAUUCGUUCUAAAACGUCGCGUUUAGCAGGAAGCCCCUAUAGUAGCGAUUCGUUCAAAAAAAAAUCACCUGGCGAGAAGCUACUACGACCUGGCGUGUAAGGCUUUGUAGGGUUGAACACUUUUUUGUCACAUUUGAAUCUUAAAGCUGGCAACCUAUUUUUUGUAUUUCACAGCAAUUUCAAGAUUCUGACAGUUCUGCGCAAUAGUUCAUGAUAGUUCCCGUUUUAGAACGACGUUUGAUCUUGGACCAGUUUUUUUCGUUUAAUCUUAAAAGCCCGGAAUCGUUUGAUCAAGACUAUAACAUCAACACACGUUUGACACUCGAUGCUAUUGUAUAUCCUGAUCUUCUCUGACAGUUUAAUUCGCAACUGCAGUUUUUUUAGAAUCGUUUGUGCAAUAUUAUUGUGAAGCGUAAUCUCCUUCGAGUUUAUAAUUUUUCAUUCCGAUUCUUUAUUAUUUUUUGUCGCUCUGUUGUAUAUUGAUUAGCGAUUAAUAUGUAAAUUUUCGUCAUCAUUACUCAUGAAUACGUUAAACAGAUUGGCUGGAAUAUCUAAAAAUCUAAAUAAAAAUCGAAACGUUCCAUUAAAUCUUGAUACAAAUUUAUUUUACUACCAUCAAUGGAUCCGGGCUUUCAAGAGGUCAAACAAAUUCUUCAGUUUUUUUUUUUUUUUUUUUUUUUUUUAGAGAUCU
Molecule: messenger RNA, 6629 nt
Organism: Pseudomyrmex gracilis
Lineage: Eukaryota; Metazoa; Arthropoda; Insecta; Hymenoptera; Formicidae
Gene: cyst
Product: rho guanine nucleotide exchange factor 18-like
Exons: 19
Coding region: 252-4760 (1502 amino acids)
Biological process (GO): regulation of Rho protein signal transduction
Molecular function (GO): guanyl-nucleotide exchange factor activity
Source: RefSeq, a predicted model, not a curated record